GACUCUUUCUUCUCCAAUAUGCAAGCCAUCGUCGCCAUGCUCCUCCUAGUGGGGAGCUUGGUAGACGCAAAAUGCUAUCUUCCCGACGGUACUGGAGCUACGAACCCGCAAUGGCGAGCAUGCUCCGACGAUCCAAAAGACCCCCUCAGCAACAUCUGCUGCGCACUGAACCGCAAAAACCCAGCCGGCGGACUGAAAUCGGCAGGAGAUACGGCGGAUACAUGUCUACCGAAUGGACUCUGCCAGAAUGAAUCCUUCAGCGACUCGGGGAACCAGACCAUAUACUACCGGCGAUCAUACUGCACGUCGCAGGAAUGGGAGAGUGGGAACUGUUUGACGACAUGUGGCAAAGGUGAAUCCGGAUUCAAAGACAUGACACCCUGCGACGGCACAUCGACGUCGGAAAGAUGGUGCUGCGGCGCCAACAACAAAGACUGCUGCAGUCCAGACUCGAACAUCGGCGCGGUAAUCCUAGCAAAGAACUUCCUCGACGCCGCCCCAACCACAGUCCUAGGCUCCAUGCAACCCUCCCCAACAUCCUCGAAACAAGACUCCCCGAGCUCUUCCUCCAACGCCGCUAACCCUUCCUCCUCCGCUGGCGCCUCCUCCUCCGUUCCCCCAGCCGCAGCCGCACAACCAACCUCGUCCGCCCCCUCCACCAUCGCUUCCUCCGCCCCACAAGAAGACACAUCGUCCCCUCCCUCCUCCCCGCAAGACCCCUCACCCCAAGGCCUCGCAACCGGCGCAAAAGUCGGCAUAGCAAUCGGCGCAGUCGUAGGCGGCGCCGCUCUAAUCGGCAUCGGCGCCUGGCUGGCCCUCGCGUCCCAGCGCCGCAAACUCAACUCGGCCUCUUCCGCUUCCGAACUCCCUUCCGCCUCCACCGCGUACCCUUCCGAACUCGCCGGCAGUUACGGCAGAGACCAGAAAAACCGCUAUCUACUCCAGGAACGCUCCAUCCACGGGGCUGGGUCCACGGGUGCGAGGAGUUUCGAUGGCAGUGCGAAUUCGUUGCAUGCGCAGGACACGCGCGUGGAGAUGGGCAUGGGUUUGGGGAUGCAUCAGCAGCAGCAGCAGUCGCCGUACUAUGAGCAGAGGAGCGUGGCGUUGGGCGAGCUGCCGGAACGCACUAUGGCUAGCGAGCUGCCUGCGGAUGAGGUGGAGAGGGUCAAAGGGAUACAUUGGUAAUCUUUUUCAUUCUUUCCGCGGAGAGAAUUCAAAUCGUGGUGUGUUCUUAUUUUCUU
Messenger RNA from Periconia digitata, 1241 nucleotides. NCBI's taxonomy places the organism in Eukaryota, Fungi, Ascomycota, Dothideomycetes, Pleosporales, Periconiaceae. The record is from the annotation of a GenBank genome assembly.